Cavia porcellus (domestic guinea pig) is the source of this 2073-nucleotide messenger RNA. It is a transcript of the gene Medag, whose product is annotated as mesenteric estrogen dependent adipogenesis. The record is from RefSeq and is a predicted model, not a curated record. The transcript is spliced from 5 exons. Gene Ontology annotation, cellular component: cytoplasm. Lineage: Eukaryota; Metazoa; Chordata; Mammalia; Rodentia; Caviidae. The coding region runs from base 188 to 1102 and encodes 304 amino acids.
CGGUAACUCGGCGCGAGCCAGCGUCCAGGGUCGCGGCUCGGGCCGCGAGGGGUGUGGCGGGCGCGGGAGGGCAGAUAAAAGGGGCGGCCCGGCGCCGGGACCUCUUUCCCAGCCGCGCAGCUCCGCAGAGGCCGCCGUCGGGGCGCGGGCCGGGAUCGGGGGUCCGUCCGGGGCGCACAGACUGGGCAUGGCGGCGGCGGUAGCCUGCGAGCCGGUGGCCAGGCCGAGCCUGACGUCCAUCUCGUCGGGGGAGCUGCGCAGCCUGUGGACCUGCGACUGCGAGCUGGCCGUGCUGCCGCUGGCCCAGCUGCUGCGCCUGCAGCCCGGAGCCUUUCAGCUGCGCGGCGACCAGCUCGUGGUGCCCGGGCCGGGGGAGCCGGCGACCGUGCGCGGGGGCUUCAACGUCUUCGGGGACGGCUUCGUGCGCCUCGAUGGGCAGCUCUAUCGCCUCAGCAGCUACAUCAAGAGAUAUGUGGAACUGACCGACUAUUGUGAUUAUAAAGACUACAGGGAAACUAUAUUGAGCAAACCAAUGCUGUUCUUUAUUAAUGUACAGACCAAACAGGACACCUCAAAAGAAAAGACGUACGCAUUUCUUGUGAACACAAGGCACCCAAAGAUAAGAAGACAGAUAGAGCAGGGGAUGGACAUGGUCAUCUCCUCAGUGAUCGGAGAAAGUUACCGGCUGCAGUUUGAUUUUCAAGAAGUAGUGAAGAAUUUCUUCCCUCCAGGAACCGAAAUAAUUAACGGAGAAAAUCUGAGCUUUGUGUAUGAAUUCAAAGCUGAUGCCUUAUUUGAUUUCUUCUAUUGGUUUGGGCUCAGCAAUUCCACUGUGAAAGUGAACGGAAAAGUUCUGAAUUUGUCAAGUACAAGUCCAGAAAAGAAAGAGACAAUUAAGUUAUUUCUGGAAAAAAUGAGCGAACCUUUCACUCGAAGGAGCAGUUUCUCUGACCGAAAAUUCAGUGUAACUUCCAGAGGUUCAAUAGAUGAUGUUUUUAACUGCAACCUGUCUCCCAGAUCGUCUCUGUCAGAGCCUCUUUUGUCAGAAUUGCCAUUCCCAAGUGUCCUGGAAUCCGAAGAGACACCCAGCCAGUUUGUCUGAUUGGACUAACCACUCCUGGAGUCACUCCCCUACUCCAACUGAGAGAUGAGAGGAGGUGGAGGCGGGCACUCCUACCCCCUUGGCACCUCAGCUCCCCCUGCCUUCUGCAGAGGGUUCCUAGCUUCUCUCUGUUGGCAUCGUGUCCUGGCAGGCCCAGGUACAGGGCUUCCUUUAAGGUCACCAUUACCAGUGUGGAAGGGCUGCCUGGUCCUGCAACCCUGAACGUACCCUAGUGCCAUAGUUGUUUUCCUGGCAGCUGCCACGGAGCUGUCCAAUUUGGUAGCUGGAUCAAGCGUCACCUGUGGUAUUUUCUGAAUCAGAGUCUGGCCUCUGCUCAGAACAUCCUUGAUAAUGCCCAAAGCCAGAAAGUAUGGGGUUCACAGUGCUCUUUUCUUUAAAGCUGCUGAGCAGAAAGCCUGCAUCAGUUUUCAUGAGGAGGCAAAUAUGUGUCCUGUGAUGUCUCUAUGAAAUCAUAUGAGAAACUUUAGGGUUAAGUUUGCUGGAGGAUGGACCAGGUAGCUCAUGGUAUCCCUGUUGUUCUUUGCCUAAAAUGUGACAUACAUUGACCUCCUGGGCAGAAUGAGGCCAGGUGAUGAAGUACAGGGUAGCAUGCACCUUCCUGAAAGCACACUGUGGCAGCUGGGCAUUUAAAAUAAGCUUUUAGUCACUCUAACAUGAAAACAAAAAUACAAGAAAGCUAUAUAUUGUCAUAAUACAAUGUUACAUCAGCACAUUUUUCAUCUCAGCUACAAAAAGAAAAAGCACAUAGCCAUAUAAAAACUUGCAUGAAUGAACCACUACAUAUGCUCAUAAUAAGAUUUAUGGCUCCCAAGUAUCAUUUUUAUAUCCUUUUUAAAAAGCAUUCCUAUAUUAUACAUUUUGAUAGCAUUACUGAUGGUACUGCCAUUUAUAUUUGAAAUUUUAUGGAGUAUAUUUGCACAAUUAAAAUUUUCUUAGCAUUCAACCUGAAA